Messenger RNA from Penicillium pulvis, 1998 nucleotides. Its product is annotated as GTPase GUF1. Lineage: Eukaryota; Fungi; Ascomycota; Eurotiomycetes; Eurotiales; Aspergillaceae. Gene Ontology annotation, biological process: positive regulation of translation. The record is from RefSeq and is a predicted model, not a curated record. Gene Ontology annotation, molecular function: GTP binding; mitochondrial ribosome binding; GTPase activity. The coding region runs from base 1 to 1998 and encodes 665 amino acids. Gene Ontology annotation, cellular component: mitochondrion. The transcript has 2 exons.
AUGCGAGGAUGUCUGCAGGUAGCCCGAUGGCUGAGCGCAGCGCGGAAACCUCCGGCUGCGAGCCUCAAGUCGCUGGCUGGACUUUCAUCCUGCUAUAACUCCCUACGAUCCUUCACAACCUCCGCGGCCUGGAGCGCUCGAUCAAAGUCAUAUACACCGGAUACCGAUCUCGAGCGACGAAUCGCAGCCAUCCCCCUCGAUCGAUAUCGCAACUUUUGCAUUGUCGCGCACGUCGAUCAUGGAAAGAGUACCCUUUCCGACCGAUUACUCGAGCUUACCGGCACCAUUAAGCCGGGCCAAAACAAGCAGGUGCUAGACAAACUUGACGUUGAGCGGGAACGGGGAAUCACAGUCAAAGCGCAAACGUGCACAAUGAUUUACAACCACAAUGGCGAGGACUACUUGCUGCACCUGGUGGAUACACCAGGGCAUGUGGAUUUCCGUGCGGAGGUUUCGCGUAGUUAUGCCAGUUGCGGUGGUGCUUUACUUCUGGUGGAUGCUAGCCAGGGUAUUCAGGCACAGACAGUGGCCAAUUUCUAUUUGGCUUUCGCACAGGGCCUUGAGUUGAUCCCUGUCAUUAACAAAGUUGACCUGCCGUCGGCAGAUCCAGAGCGGGCUCUGGAACAGUUGAGAAACUCAUUUGAGCUCGAUACUGAGAACACCGUCCUGGUCUCUGCCAAGACUGGACUCAAUAUCGAGGCUAUCCUUCCGACGGUCGUUGAAAAAAUCCCUGCGCCCAUUGGCGACACCCAGAAACCUCUUCGUAUGUUGCUGGUCGACUCUUGGUACGAUUCUUAUAAAGGCGUGAUUCUUUUGGUGCGCGUUUUCGACGGCGAGGUGCGUGCCGGCAUGCAGCUGGUAUCAUUUGCUACGGGUCUGAAAUACUAUGUCGGUGAAGUCGGAAUCAUGUAUCCGACGGAGACACCCCAAACAGUCCUCCGUGCAGGUCAAGUCGGAUACAUUUAUUUCAAUCCCGGAAUGAAAAUCAGCAAAGAAGCCAAGAUCGGUGACACAUUGGCUCGAGUGGGCCAGGAGAAGCAAGUCGAAGCUCUGCCCGGUUUUGAAGAGCCAAAGUCAAUGGUUUUCGUGGCUGUGUAUCCUAUCAAUGCUGAUCUUUUCGAGCAUCUGGAUGACAGCAUUAACCAGCUCGUCUUGAAUGACCGAAGUGUGACGGCCCAAAAAGAGUCCUCCGAGGCUUUGGGAGCUGGUUUCCGUAUGGGUUUCUUGGGCACUCUUCACUGCUCCGUUUUUGAAGACCGUCUGCGUCAGGAGCACGGUGCCAGUAUCAUCAUCACACCUCCUUCCGUCCCCGUCAAGGUCGUGUGGAAGGACGGCACCGAGGAAAUCAUUACUAAUCCGGCAAAAUUCCCCGAUGAUGAUAGCCUGCGGCUUAAGGUCGCCGAGGUCCAGGAGCCUUAUGUCUUGGCAACAUUGACCUUCCCCGAUGAAUACUUAGGGAAGGUUAUCGAGCUUUGUGAAGCCAACCGAGGUGAGCAGCAAAGCAUUGAAUACUUCACCGCAAGCCAGGUCAUCAUGAAAUAUGAACUUCCCAUGGCACAUCUUGUGGACGACUUCUUUGGCAAGUUGAAGGGAGGCACCAAAGGUUAUGCUAGUCUGGAUUAUGAGGAAUCUGCUUGGCGAGCAGGAAAUAUUGUCAAGCUCCAACUUCUGGUGAACAAAGAGCCUGUGGAUGCUGUGUCACGGCUCAUGCAUAUGAGCCAGGUCAGCCGCCAAGGAAGGCAAUGGGUGACCAAGUUUAAAGAGCACGUUGAUCGGCAACUGUUCGAGAUUGUGAUCCAAGCUGCUGUUGGAAAGAAAAUCAUUGCUCGUGAGACCAUCAAGCCCUACCGCAAGGAUGUCUUGGCCAAAUUGCAUGCCAGUGAUGUUAGUCGGCGGCGAAAACUGCUAGAGAAGCAGAAGGAGGGUCGUAAGAGGCUCCGCGCAGUUGGAAAUGUGGUGAUCGAUCACAAGGCAUUCCAGGCAUUCCUGUCUAAAUAA